Messenger RNA from Mastomys coucha (southern multimammate mouse), 1907 nucleotides. RefSeq names its product otolin 1 (gene Otol1). Gene Ontology annotation, molecular function: protein binding. The transcript has 4 exons. The record is from RefSeq and is a predicted model, not a curated record. The coding region runs from base 3 to 1442 and encodes 479 amino acids. NCBI's taxonomy places the organism in Eukaryota, Metazoa, Chordata, Mammalia, Rodentia, Muridae.
AUAUGUGGAUAUUUUCUUCGCUUUGUGCUGUUUUAAUUAUUUUGGCUAUGGAUGAUGUGGACACAGAAGCAAAGACCACACCAUACACCAAAUUUACGAAGAAAUCUGAAGGAAAAGAGACACUGAAGGUCUUAAAGCCAUCCAGUGGUUUCUCUCUGGAUGAAGAAGAAACCCUCUACACAGAAAUGACUGCCAAGGCAGAGCCCACCACCGGCUUCCCCGCCUCGGCAAUGGCAGACCCCACCACUGGCCCCUCUGCCUCCACCACAACCCGUCUCCUUCCCUUUGAGAGCUUCUCUCUGGACACAGCUGAUUUCGUUUUGAAUUGCUGCCAUUGUUGUUCAUUUGUCACUGGACAGAAAGGAGAACCCGGAACGAUGGGAAAACAAGGCCCUAAAGGAGAGACUGGUAACACUGGCAGCCCAGGACACCCAGGAAUCACUGGACCCCAAGGCCCCAAAGGCCAGAAAGGAGAGAAAGGACUAAAGGGAGACCGGGGGGACCAAGGAGCAGGUGGCAUUCCAGGGUACCCAGGAAAGCCAGGAGAGCAAGGUGCACUUGGUCCCAAGGGAGAUAAAGGAAACAUAGGCCCAACAGGAACGAAAGGACAAAAAGGCUCCAAGGGGGAACUGUGUGGGAAUGGCACCAAAGGAGAGAAAGGGGAUCCUGGGGCCUCUGGGGCCCAUGGCUUCAUUGGAGAGCCUGGGGCCAAGGGCGAGAAGGGUGGUGUCGGGGAGAAAGGCUACCGUGGGGACUUGGGGGAGAGGGGAGAAAAAGGGCAGAAAGGAGAGAAAGGGAUGGAGGGAGAGAAAGGUAGCAGAGGAGAUGUUGGGGCAGAAGGCAAAAGGGGUUCAGAUGGUCUAUCAGGGCUCAGAGGCGAUCCAGGCCCUAAAGGAGAAAAAGGAGAGAUCGGUUCUCCUGGACCUGCCGGGCCGAAGGGUGAGCUUGGGAGCAAAGGCAUUCGAGGGCCAACGGGGAAGAAGGGCUCACGGGGUGUCAAGGGUUCCAAAGGCGAGGCCACUCAAGUCCCACAGUCGGCUUUCAGUGCCCUUUUAUCCAAGCCUUUCCCUCCCCCCAACAUCCCCAUCAAGUUUGACAAGAUUCUCUCCAAUGACCAAGGGGAUUAUAGCCCUGUCACUGGGAAAUUUAACUGUAGUGUUCCUGGCACAUACAUUUUUUCCUAUCACGUCACUGUCAGGGGUCGACCUGCUCGAAUCAGCCUGGUGGCCCGCAACAGGAAGCAGUUCAAGUCUAGAGAGACACUCUAUGGCCAGCAAGUAGAUCAGGCCUCCCUCCUCCUCAUUCUGAAAUUGAGUGCAGGAGAUCAAGUAUGGCUGGAAGUGUCAAAGGACUGGAACGGGCUGUAUGUCGGCCCUGAGGAUGACAGCAUUUUUAGUGGGUUCCUUCUGUACCCAGAGGAAACUUUUAGAAAGUCACCAUAAAUUUGAAUUUUGUACACUGCACUUUUGAUUUAUUCUAUUAACCUGGUGUAAGGCUCUUAAAAACUUUGAUUUUUUUCAUGAUUAUAGGUAAAGUACUGAAACAUUUAAAAAAUGUACAACACAGAGUUCAACCACUCCUAUUUCAAAGUAUCUCCAUUGAAAUAUUUAUAUGUAUUUGAGAAUAUGUAUAUUAAGUUUGUAGCUAAUAUUUUUCAUUUAGCUUUUAAUGGCAUUACUGAUUCCAUUUAAGGAAUUAAUAAUGGCAACAUUCAAAGCUAUGAAUGAAACUUAUGAUUAGUAAUUGUGUGGUGAUUUGAAUAAGAAUGGCACCCAUAGGUUCAUAUAUCUUUGAAUGUUUGGUUGCAGGGAGUGGAACUGUUUGAAAGGAUUAGGAGGUAUGGCCUUGUUGGAGUAGGAGUGGCUUUGUUGGAGGAAGUGUGUCACUAGGGGUGGGCUUUGAGAUUU